AUGCCAAUUUUCAUUCAUUUUCGUAAUUACUUUAUCACCAAGAGAGCCAUGCGUACUGCUUGGUUUCUCACUCUAUUCACUUACCUACUAAUCAAGAACACAACUCAAGCUCCUGUCACUAACACAACAUGCGAUCUGGAAAAGGAAUUCGAUUGCGGGAGCGGAAGCCUUCGGUGUAUACCUGCAGAGUGGCAGUGCGACAACAUAGCGGAUUGUGACAAUGGAAAGGACGAGUUGGGAUGUACAUACGCUCAUCACUGUGGAAAGGGAUUCAUGCUAUGCAAAAACACGGUGUGUGUGGGUGGCGAGUUCAAGUGUGACGGAGAAGACGACUGUCGUGAUGGAAGUGACGAACUCCACUGUGAAUACAAUUCUCGUAGAUCUCGUUCCGAUCGUGUCGCGCCUUCACCGUUCCCAAACACCUUUGUGGGCCAUAAUGGACCAGAAUGCCAUCCACCAAGGAUGCGGUGUCGUUCUGGACAGUGUAUUCAGGCUGAUCUUAUUUGUGAUGGACAUGCUGACUGCACGGGGGGCGAUGAUGAAGUCAACUGCACGAGACCAAACAUUAUUGGAAUCCAGAUGCUGCCGGUUCACACCGAUAGUCCAUUGAAAGACGAAUGCCGCACUGGCUAUACGAUGUGCUUCAGUGGUGACGUUUGUAUUCCAAACAGUUUCCUCUGUGACGGCGAUGCAGAUUGCGAUGAUAAAUCCGACGAGCUCAAUUGUGAACUCAAUGCUCCAAAUGAGGAACAAUUCCUUUCUGGACAAGCUGAUCACAUGCAUUCUUGCUCAGCUGCUGGCAAGUUCGCCUGUGAAACUAAAGGAACCGAGAUGGUUGUGUGCCUUCCAAUGAACUCGACCUGCAAUGGAAUCAAAGAAUGUCCGUUUGGAGACGACGAAUCUCGCCAUUGCUCCGAAUGUGCUAGAACGCGUUGUGAUCAUACCUGCAUGAACACUCCACGUGGAGCCAGAUGUAUAUGUCAAGAAGGAUACAAACUCGCAGAUGACGGAGUUACGUGCGAAGACGAAGACGAAUGCGCCACAUUCGGACACAUUUGCCAGCACUUCUGUGAAGAUAGACUUGGUUCGUACGUUUGCAAGUGUGCCAAUGGAUAUGAACUAGAAGACGAUGGUCACUCUUGCAAGUAUGAGACCUCGACUACUUCCGAGGGAUACCUUUUCAUUAGUCUCGGAGGAGAGGUUCGGCAAAUGCCUUUAGCUGAUUUCCAUGAUGGUUCUAACUACGCUUCCAUCCAAAAACACUCAGGACAUGGGAACAUCAAGUCAAUCGACUUCAUGCACCGUAACAAUAAAAUGUUCAUGGCGAUUUCUGACGACCAAGGUGAACCAACCGGAGAAUUGGCGAUGUCUGAAAACGGCUUGCUCAGAGUUCUUCGUGAAAACAUUAUCGGAGUAGGAAACGUUGCUGUUGACUGGAUCGGUGGUAACCUGUUCUUCACACAAAAAUAUCCGUCACCAAGCGUCGGCGUAUCGGUGUGCACAAUGAACGGAAUGUUCUGCCGCAGAGUCAUUGAGGGUCAAACACAAGGACAAACAUAUCGUGGUCUCGUGGUUCAUCCAAUGCGCGGAAUCAUCGUCUGGCUAGAGUCCUUCCAAAAACUUCAUCGUGUCAUGAUGGCAAAUAUGGAUGGUUCUCAGGUUCGUGUUCUUGUCGACAACAAACUUGAAUCUCCGUCGGCUCUUGCCAUUGACUACAUCCGCCAGGACGUUUAUUUUGGGGAUGUUGAACGUCGAUUGAUCGAGCGUGUUAAUAUCGAUACCAAAGAACGACGAGUCGUUGUCUCAGAAGGAGUGCAUCAUCCAUUCGAUAUGGCUUAUUUCAACGGAUACCUUUACUGGUCUGAUUGGGGAAGUGAGACUUUGAAAGUUCAAGAGCUGUCCCAUCACCAUUCAAGUGCACACGUCAUUCACUCGUUCAACCGUUUCCCAUAUGGUCUUGCUAUCAACCACUCGCUUUACCAAACUGGUCCUCCAACAAAUCCAUGUCUGGAGUUGGAAUGCCCUUGGCUCUGCAUCAUUGUACCAAAGACUGAUUUGAUCACCACCGCCAAAUGCGUGUGUCCAGAUGGUUAUGGAUAUUCAAUUUUCGACAACUCAUGCGUCCCACCCACGACAAAUGAGGAGAAGAAUAAACUUGAAAACCUAUCACACAUCGGCGCUGCGUUGAUGGCGGAAUACUGUGAAGCAGGUGUGGCAUGCAUGAACGGAGGAAUGUGCCGCGAACUACAAAACGAGCACGGAAGGACUCAUCGUAUCGUUUGUGAUUGCGAAGAACCAUACGACGGCGAAUUUUGUGAACGGUUGAACCCAGAAAUGCUCGCAGCAUUGGAAGAAGCGGGAACACCUGCCGGAAUCAUUGCUCUGGUGCUUAUCUCUCUUCUUAUUCUUGUGGUGAUAGGAUGCUCUGCGUUCUUCUGGUUUGCUCAAAGAGAAUUGACCAACGAUGUGAUCUCCACUGCUCGCGUCCACGUGGAUAACAUGGCUAGAAAGGCGGAAGAUGCUGCUGCUCCAUUUGUCGAUAAGCUGAGAAAAGUAACCGACAGACCAUCAAGCUCAUCACCAAAAGACGGAUGUCAUUCGGCAACAAACGUAAACUUUGUUACUGAUGAGACAACUGCCGAGAGAAGAGUUCGCAUGCAGACAUCACCGUCAUCGUAUGGUAAUCCACUAUACGACGAGAUCCCAGAUGUGUCAUCCGGCUUCACGAUAUCCUCGUCAGCACCGUUUGCUGGCGUCAUUCGUUUCGAAGAUGACAAUAGCUUGUUGUGA
Messenger RNA from Caenorhabditis briggsae, 2790 nucleotides. It is a transcript of the gene Cbr-rme-2, whose product is annotated as Protein CBR-RME-2. The record is from RefSeq and is a predicted model, not a curated record. The transcript has 7 exons. NCBI's taxonomy places the organism in Eukaryota, Metazoa, Nematoda, Chromadorea, Rhabditida, Rhabditidae. Gene Ontology annotation, molecular function: calcium ion binding; protein binding. Bases 1 to 2790 code for a protein of 929 amino acids.